CUUUCAACAAGCCCUAUAUAAAACAUCCCUCGUUACACUUCUCAUUUCGCAGAAAAACCCUAGCUUCUGAUAUAGUAGAGCCGCAGAGUUCCCGAACGAACGAAAAUGACUUUCAAGAGAAGAAACGGAGGUCGUAACAAACAUGGACGUGGCCACACCAAAUUCAUUCGCUGCUCUAAUUGCGGCAAAUGCUGCCCAAAGGACAAGGCAAUCAAGAGGUUUCUUGUGAGGAACAUUGUUGAGCAAGCUGCUGUACGUGAUGUUCAGGAAGCUUGUGCUUUUGAAACGUACACUCUUCCUAAGCUGUACUUGAAGAUGCAAUAUUGUGUUUCAUGUGCAAUUCACUCUAAGGUGGUCAGAGUUCGUUCUGUUACUGAUAGGAGAGUUCGUGAGCCCCCACAGCGUUUCAGGCGCCCAAGGGAUGAUCUCCCAAAGCCAGGUCAAGCUCCACGCCCCACUGGAGGAGCCCCUGCUGCACCUCGCACUUAAGUUGAUAGGCUUCAGGUUUUAGUUAAUCUGAUAGUUAUUUUAUCUGUUAUAUGUCGUGGUUUUGACUGUACUGUUUUUAUUUAGUUGAUGGGACCAUUUACCAUUUCAUGGAAUUGAAUUUUGAAUGGAAAAUGAGAGAUCUAAAUUUUCGUAAUGGAGUGCUUUUGAGUUUUUGUCUUCUGAUAGACAUCA
Molecule: messenger RNA, 681 nt
Organism: Nicotiana attenuata
Lineage: Eukaryota; Viridiplantae; Streptophyta; Magnoliopsida; Solanales; Solanaceae
Product: 40S ribosomal protein S26-3-like
Exons: 5
Coding region: 106-489 (127 amino acids)
Biological process (GO): translation
Cellular component (GO): cytosolic small ribosomal subunit; ribosome
Molecular function (GO): structural constituent of ribosome; mRNA binding
Source: RefSeq, a predicted model, not a curated record